AUGGGGAAGCGACAGCAUCAGAAGGACAAGAUGUACAUUACCUGUGCUGAAUACACUCACUUCUAUGGUGGCAAGAAACCAGAUAUUCCACAAGCAAAUUUUCGUCGUUUACCUUUUGAUCACUGCAGUCUCUCUCUGCAGCCCUUCGUCUACCCAGUCUGCACCCCUGAAGGCGUCGUCUUUGACUUGCUUAACAUCGUCCCUUGGCUUAAGAAGUAUGGGACCAACCCCAGCAAUGGAGAGAAACUGGAUGGGAGGUCCCUGAUCAAGCUGAACUUUGCAAAGAACAAGGAAGGAAAGUACCACUGCCCAGUGCUGUUCACCGUGUUCACCAACAACACCCACAUUGUAGCUGUCAGGACCACUGGCAACGUCUACACCUAUGAGGCAGUGGAGCAGCUAAAUAUCAAGGCCAAGAACUUCCGAGACCUGCUGACGGACGAGCCCUUCUCUCGGCAGGACAUCAUCACCCUCCAGGACCCCACCAAUUUGGACAAAUUCAACGUCUCCAAUUUCUUUCAUGUGAAGAAUAACAUAAAAAUAACAGAUCCUGAUGAAGAAAAGGCCAAACAGGACCCAUCUUAUUAUUUGAAAAAUACAAACGCCGAGACCCGCGAGACGCUGCAGGAGCUCUACAAGGAGUUCAAAGGAGACGAGGUCCUCGCGGCCACCAUGAAGGUCCCCGAGAAGAAGAAAGUGGACAAGCUGAAUGCUGCGCACUAUUCCACCGGGAAGGUCAGCGCCUCCUUCACCUCCACCGCCAUGGUUCCAGAGACCACGCACGAAGCAGCUGCCAUCGAUGAGGACGUGCUGCGCUACCAGUUUGUGAAGAAGAAGGGCUACGUGCGGCUGCACACCAACAAGGGCGACCUCAACCUGGAGCUGCACUGCGACAUGACGCCAAAGACCUGUGAAAACUUCAUCAAGCUCUGCAAGAAGCAGUAUUACGACGGCACCAUCUUCCACAGAUCCAUCAGGAACUUUGUGAUCCAGGGGGGUGACCCCACCGGCACAGGCACAGGCGGGGAGUCAUACUGGGGAAAGCCCUUCAAAGACGAGUUCCGGCCCAACCUCUCGCACACGGGCCGGGGCAUCCUCAGCAUGGCCAACUCGGGGCCCAACGCCAACAAGUCUCAGUUCUUUAUCACCUUUCGCUCCUGCGCGUACCUCGACAAGAAGCACACCAUCUUCGGGCGGGUUGUUGGGGGCUUUGACACACUGACAGCCAUGGAGAACGUGGAGAGUGACCCCAAAACCGACCGCCCUAAGGAGGAGAUCCGCAUCGACUCCACCACGGUGUUUGUGGACCCCUACGAGGAGGCCGACGCUCAGAUUGCUGAGCAGCGCAAGACGACACAGCUCGAGGAGGCAGCCCCAGAAAGCACGGGAAAAACCCACCAGCCCAAGCCGGGGAGCCAGGGCCCCCAGACGUACCGCCAGGGGGUGGGCAAGUACAUCAACCCAGCGGCCACGAAACGGGCAGCAGAGGAAGAGCCUUCCACCAGCACAGCUGUCCCCGUGGCCAAGAAAAAGCCCAGCCGAGGCUUUGGGGACUUCAGCUCAUGGUAGCAGCUGGUCUGCCCCUCUGGAGCCCCGGAGGGACUCAGGGCUGGGGGCCUGUGUCCACACCACAGAGUUCUCUGCCCUUCCGACUACAGCUUACUAAAGCUCUUGCUUGUUGCCGGAGUCCCCUUUCCUGGCCCUCGGAGUCCACGGGCCUUCCCAGCCUUCACUUGGUACGGUGGCCCCGGGCCGAGCCCGAGCCC
Odobenus rosmarus divergens (Pacific walrus) is the source of this 1766-nucleotide messenger RNA. RefSeq names its product peptidylprolyl isomerase (cyclophilin)-like 2 (gene PPIL2). The record is from RefSeq and is a predicted model, not a curated record. Gene Ontology annotation, cellular component: catalytic step 2 spliceosome. Lineage: Eukaryota; Metazoa; Chordata; Mammalia; Carnivora; Odobenidae. The transcript is spliced from 20 exons. Gene Ontology annotation, biological process: protein folding; protein polyubiquitination; protein peptidyl-prolyl isomerization. Gene Ontology annotation, molecular function: peptidyl-prolyl cis-trans isomerase activity; ubiquitin-ubiquitin ligase activity. The coding region runs from base 1 to 1569 and encodes 522 amino acids.